AGUACAAAUUGAUACAUUAGAAUAUAAUUUUAGUUGAUUAACAUCUAAUAGUAAACUUAAAAUACUGUUAAAAGGUUGCUGAAAAUUAGUAUGUACUUGUUUAAAUGUGUAAGCAUAUUAGCAUUCAUAGGAAAAAUUUUAGUGUUUUCUAUAAUUUUUCCUCUUGAAAUCUUUAAUUUUGGUUAGCUUUUGACAGUAAAAUUGUUAAAUCUUGUGCAUGAGGUCACACAGUACUUGAAUUCAUGUGUACAAGUGGACAUUCUGGUUUUGUUUCUUAAAGCUAUCAUGCUGACACACCCUUUUUGUUUACCUAUUUAAUGUAAAGUGUCUUUUAUGUUUAUAAAGGAUCUACUGGAAUUAGUGGUUCAAAAAAGUUCCGCUAUAAAAUGUGAUUAAUAGAGAAACUCACUUAAAAAAUUGUUAACAUGAGGAGCUAGGGCUGUAGCUUAAUGGUAGAUAUCUUGCCUAGCAUGUAUGAGGCCCUGGGUUGGAUCCCUGGCACUAAAAAAAAAAAAAAAAAGAAAAAAAGAAAAAAACCUAAUGUGUAAUGGAGUUGUGUGGAAAUCUGUGGAAUUAAGGAACGUAAAGUAUUUUUGUGGAGCAUUUGCUUGACCAAAAAAUAUUCAGAAUUAGCAAUAGAGUGAAACCUGAUUAUUGAUGUCCAAACUAUUUGUUUUGUUUUGUAUUUUGCAAUACUGAGGUUUGAACCCAUGGUCUCAGUACAUGCUAGGCAAACACUACACUGAGCUACAUCCCCAGUCAUUUUGAUUUUAUUAAAAUAAACUUAGGGUCUUACUUAGUUGCCCAGGCUGGCCUUGAACUUGUGAUACUCCUGCUUCAGCCUUCUUAAUAGCUAAGCUAUUUGCUAAGCUAUUUGGUUUUCGAUUUUGAUUCCUAUAUGAUUGCCUUCCAUUUCAGUUCAGGUAGUUUUGCCCUUUAAAGAAAAAUUGCUUAUUCAUUAUCACUAUAAUGAAGAACAUAUUAAAAUAUUAAUAAGUGAAAAGAUUUAAUAAAAUCAUUUUGAAUAAAAGAAAAAUGAUAUACUGUUGAUCCUCACUAUUCACAAAUUCUAUAUUUUUGAUCUGCUAACUAAAAUGUAUUUGUAACUGCCACAUCAACACUUCAGUACCACUUUUAUAGGCAUUCCUGGACAAAUGCAAAGCAGUGAAAAUUUUGAGUAGUGUCACAUGCAUGUUCCUAGCUGAUGUCAAACAAGGUGAUGCUGCCUUCUUGUUUUAGUUCUUGUGUUAUAAACAAAUAUCUUUUUCACAUUCUAUUUAGUGCCACAUUUUCCACAUUUCUGUGUGUUAGUGAGUGACUUUGCUGAUUAAAUGGUCCCUAAGCUGAGUGCUGAAGUGCUAUGUAGUGUUCCAAGGUUCAAGAAGGCUGUGAUGUGCCUUACAGAGAAAACAGUUUUGUGUGAUUAGCUUCAUUCAGGCUUGAGUUACAGUGCUAUUGACUGAGUUCACAGUAAAGGAUGAGCAGUAUAAAUGUCUUACAAAUGGAAACACAGAUAAAGAUUACAUGUUGAUGGGUUAGCAAGAAUCUUGUGCCCAGAGGCUCACAGGAACCUAACCCUGUAUUUCCUCUGGGAAUAAUGGUUCAGUAGUCAACAACAGUAAAGACUCUAUUGGACAUAAUUACCAUGGAUAAUGAGAAUCGAUAGUAUUACCUCUUAAGUAAAAAUCCAGUUUACAGAAUGUUACGUGUGGGGGCAUUAUACCAUAUUCUUUUGUCUUGGUUAGCUUAAAAUAGACUUGAGUAUAAAGGUUCUAAAAUUAAUUUAUGGCUAGAUGUUACAAAAUCAAAUUUGGUAUGCAACUUAAAUACAAUUCAUCUGUAUUUUUCUUUAGAAAUGGUAAUGUUCGUCCUAUGUUGUAGCACUUAACUGCUUUCAGCUAAUCUAAGGAAGAUUUGUAGUAAAAGAAUGUUGAUACAGAAUUUAUAAAUUGAACUAUCAUCAUUUUCUCUCUUUAAUUCAUAUCCAUUUUGCUCCCCCAGACUCUUUUGAAAAAGGGAAAUGAGAUAAAAUAAAAAAUGAGAGGGCAUAGGGGAAGUAAGAAAAGGGAAGAUUGCAAAAGGUAAAGUUAACACAUGUAAUGUUUGCCUUCUCUUAAUGAAGUUGAUGUUAAGCAUUAUAGCAACCAGCGUAAAGUGGAAGAUAAAAGAUUCAAUGUUCAUAAAACAAACCAGAAAUCACCUUUGCUCCAGAAUCAACAAACUCUUCGCCUAAGAUUGGUUCCUGUGUAUCCCAUGUUUAUAAGUCAGUGGAGUCAAGCCCUAAACACACAAGCUGAAAAGUCAAAUAAGGGAAUGAAUUCUUUCUUUUGACAGUUUUUACUUGUUAAACCCAAUUACUAAAUUGGCUCAGACAGAAAAGUGAAGAGAAUGCUCCGUUUUAACCGAUAUCAGCAUCUGAAACAGAUAACACAAAAAUGUGUUUCUAGUAUACAUGUUAAAACAGAUAAACAUACACCACUAUUUCUUUCAAGAACCUUUGCACUCACAGAAUUAAGGAAGUCAUGGUGUUCAACCCACUCUCUUUUGGGAGACAAAAAUAUUAUCCUAAUGGGACCUCCUGGUGCUGGAAAAACAACAGUAGGCAAAAUAAUAGGGCAGAAACUAGGUCGUUGUGUCAUAGAUGUGGAUAAUGAUAUUCUUGAAAAAACUUGGAAUAUGAGUGUGUCUGAAAAAUUACAGGAUGUUGGCAAUGAGCAAUUUUUAGAAGAGGAAGGAAAAGCUGUGUUAAACUUCUCUGCAUCUGGAAGUGUGAUUUCCCUCACUGGGUCCAAUCCCAUGCAUGAUGCUAGCAUGUGGCAUCUAAAGAAAAAUGGCAUAAUUGUAUACCUGGAUGUACCCCUAAUGGAUAUAAUUAGCCGUCUAAAAUUAAUGAAGAUAAAUAGAAUUGUAGGUCAGAAUUCUGGAAUGUCUAUGAAAGAGUUACUUAAGUUUAGGAAACAGUAUUAUAAGAAGUGGUAUGAUGCUCGAGUUCUUUGUGAAAGUGGGGCUUCCCCAGAGGAGAUAGCUGACAAAGUGCUGAAUGAAGUUAAAAGGUACCAAGAUGUGGACUCAGAAACAUUCAUUUCAACAAGGCAUGUUUGUCCUAAAGACUGUGAACAGAAGGUUUCAACAAAAUUCUUUAGCGAAGCUGUGAUUGAGGGCUUAGCUUCUGAUGGUGGACUGUUUGUUCCUGAGAAGGAGUUCCCAAAAUUAAGCUGUGGGGAGUGGAAAAACCUAGUAGGAGCAACCUAUGUAGAAAGAGCACAGAUACUCUUGGAAAGGUGUAUACAUCCUGCGGACAUACCUGCUGCCAGAUUGGGAGAAAUGAUUGAAACUGCUUAUGGUGAAAACUUUGCCUGCUCAAAAAUUGCUCCCGUCAGGCACCUUUCAGGCAACCAGUUCAUCCUGGAGUUGUUUCAUGGGCCAACAGGAUCAUUUAAGGAUUUAUCUUUACAGCUUAUGCCUCAUAUUUUUGCACACUGCAUUCCACCAAGUUGCAAUUAUAUGAUACUUGUAGCUACUUCAGGAGACACAGGGAGUGCAGUCUUAAAUGGUUUUAGUCGUCUUAGUAAGAAUGAGAAGCAAAGAAUAGCUGUGAUCACAUUUUUUCCUGAGAAUGGAAUAAGUGAUUUUCAGAAAGUACAAAUAGUUGGCAGUCAGAGAGAAAAUGCAUGGGCAGUGGGUGUCAAGUCAGAUUUUGAUUUUUGCCAGACAGCUAUAAAAAGAAUUUUUAAAGAUUCUGAUUUCACUGGCUUUCUUACUGUGGAGUAUGGAACAAUAUUAAGUUCAGCUAAUUCCAUAAACUGGGGACGACUGCUUCCUCAGGUAGUUUACCAUGCUUCUGCCUAUCUUGAUCUCGUUAGCCAAGGGUUUAUUUCUUUUGGAAGCCCGGUAGAUGUCUGUAUUCCCACAGGAAACUUUGGAAACAUAUUAGCAGCAGUGUAUGCCAAGAUGAUGGGAAUCCCUAUUCGAAAAUUUAUCUGUGCCUCCAAUCAGAACCAUGUUUUGACCGAUUUUAUAAAAACAGGACAUUAUGAUCUAAGGGAAAGAAAAUUAGCUCAAACUUUUUCACCAUCAAUAGAUAUUCUCAAAUCCUCAAACCUGGAGCGACAUUUACACUUGAUGGCUAAUAAAGAUGGGCAGUUAAUGACAAAAUUAUUUAAUCAGUUAGAAAAUCACCAUCACUUCCAAAUUGAAAAGAUUCUAGUUGAGAAACUUCAGGAGGAUUUUGUGGCUGACUGGUGCUCUGAAGGAGAGUGCCUAGCAGCUAUCAAUUCUACCUAUAAUGCUUCAGGAUAUAUUUUGGAUCCACACACUGCUGUUGCAAAAGUGGUUGCAGACAGAAUGCAAGACAAAACUUGCCCAGUGAUUGUCUCAUCUACAGCUCAUUACUCAAAGUUUGCACCUGCUAUUAUGCAGGCUUUAAAGAUAAAAGAAAUCAACCAAACUUCAUCAAGUCAGCUUUAUUUAUUGGGUUCAUACAAUGCAUUACCUCCACUACAUGAAGCUUUAUUAGAGAGAACAAAACAGCAAGAGAAGAUGGAGUAUCAGGUUUGUUCAGCUGAUAUAAAUGUCCUGAAGAGUCAUGUGGAAAAACUAAUCCAAAAUCAACUCAUAGGAAGGUUUUCUGGGUAGAAUAUUUUUUCCUGGUGAUAAGCAUGCAAUAAUAAAUCUCAAAAGUUGAUUUGGAGUACAACAGCAUUUGUUUCUAUGUAAAUGUAUACAUAUAUAUGUAUAUAUAUUUAUCUGUUAAUUUUUGGAACUUCAGUAGCCUAAUUUCCAGGACCGAUCAUUAUACCUACAUAUACCUCCUUCAAUCCUUAAUCUAGAAGUGACAAAUGGUGGCAAAGUACAUGGAACCUUGUGCUAUCAUGCUUUGCUUUGUGCUCUUGAGGGCUAUAUCAGUUUCUGCUCCCUCAUCUCCACUUUUUAAAUGGACCAAAAUGUAUUCAGUUUUGCAAUUAAAAAUAUUUAAGCACAAUUGUUAAGUACUACGCUUGUGACCAUUUACUAUUUCUCUUUUGGCUAGAAAGUUUUUAUUGCUCAAAAUACCUAACUUGUUUGGAGGAAUUAGUAAGUUCAUCUAUUAAGGUUAAGGCAAGUAUUUUUAACCAUUUUUAAACUCCAUUUUGAACUUGAAUUAAUUGUGUGUUUCCUACAAUUAUCUAAUUAGAUAAGUGUUCUGCCCUUCACUCCCCUUUGACUAUUUAUAGUUUGGAGGAAGAAAUUUGAAAAGCAAGACAGUAUUUAAAUCCAGGAUGUAACAGUCAACAGAAGUACUUAGAAGUGGAUAUAGAAAUAAAAUUACCUAUUUCAAGAGGUCAGUUCUCCAAAAUUAAGUGUUAAUACAGGUAUAGGUAUUUUUAUAGACAGCAGCUUUCCCAUAUUAUUGGAAUCCAUUUCUGUAUAAUUGAUCUAUUAACCCUUCAGUAAAAUGUUUUGUUUUCUGUGUUUUUCUUGUUUUGUGGCAGCUACACAAACACUAAUACACAUUUAAUUUGCACUACUAUGUAGAGACAAUAGAUUUAACUAAGAUUUAUAUUUGCAAAUUUACUAGAUAUUUUAUUUCUGAAUUAAAUAUUGUCACGGAAAGGAUCCAUUUGUGUAUGGGCUACUCUCAACCACAAGAUGGCAUGCCUAACAUAAUUUGUCUUUGUGAUAACAUUUGUGCCUCAUUUUCUGGGAGGACCACCUCCAUGAAGAAAUGAUAUUUAAAAGUUGUAAUGAUGAAGUUUCACCAGGAGCAAUUUUUAGAAAGUGUUAAAUUAUGUUAACAUCAGAUCUCUUGACUUUACUUCUAAAAUGGAAGUUAUAAAGCCAAAAAUAGAAAUUCAGCAAAAUAAUGGAAGUUUCAAAGUUCUGCACAUAUUCAUGUUAGUGUUUCUCCUCCCCCCCCCACAUACCUUUUUUUUUUCUUUUUCUGGUGGUACUGAGAAUUGAAACCCAGAACCUGGCACACACUAGGUAAGCACUCUACCAGUGAGCUCUAUCCCCAGUUUUUUUAGACAAGCUCUCACCAAGUUGCCAAGACCGACCUUGCAUUUGUGAUCCUUCUACCUCAAACUUCUCAGUAGCUGGGAUUUGCACCACCACUCCUAUGUGUAUUCAUUACUUUAUAAUUUAAAGAUAUUUGUUUCAGUAGAUGAUAUGUUUAGAAUAUGCAUCUGAAUGUUCACUGUGUGUGUGAGAGUGCUCUAUUUUCCUGGAAGUGGAAAUGACAGUGAAAGAAGCCUGAUUUUUGCCGUGAAGAACUGUACUUAACAAGAGAACACAAACAUGGAAUUGUGCAACACUAGACUUACUGCAAGAUAAUAUAUGAAUAAGUGAAAAUUGAGUGAUACUGCCGAUUGCUAAAAAAAGUUAAAGGAAAGGGUUGUUAAGGAAUGAUCAGAAAAGGUUUCAUGGAGGACAUUCUGAAAUGAGGCUUGAAAUGGGAAGAUUUUCUAGGUGAAGAAAGGGAAACAUUCUAGACGAAGGUCAUGUUAGCAGGGGAGGUAAAAUGGUAAAGCCCACCAGCAUUUAUUUGUGGUUAGUUUGCUCUUUCACUCUUCAAAAUGGUCAUUUCAUGUCUCCACUUUUUCUUGAAACUGUCCUUCCACUUUCAGCCAAUAACCUUGCUUCAUUUCAGAGGAAAAAGUUAUUGUGUAUAACAUCUCUUAGCCUUCCCACAUCAAGUGUAUAAAUCUGCUAUACUUAUUAGCAUCCUUUCCUUCUUCCUUUCAAUGAAUUUGGUAGCAAUCCUCCUCCUUUCAGAGAGCAGUCUCUUCAGAUGUGCCUUGUAACUUGUUCCCUUCAACUCAGAUUAUUUGCUUCAGCUUCUCUUCAACUUCUCCCAUCCAGUGGAACCUUCCUGUGGCUUUUAGAUGCUCUCUGCAUUAAGAGCAAAACUUCUCAACACCCACAUUUCCCCCAUCUAUUUUUCUUUAUAUCCCAACCAAAAUUAAGCUCUUCAAAGAGUUGUCUCCAUACAGGGUUUCCAUUUUCUUCUUAUUUCCUCCACAGUGUAUAAAAUGUGAACAGUUUAAAGAUGAAUAAUAAAUACCUAAGUACUCACCACCUCCUGAGCAGUGAAGAAUAGAACAUCACUCAGACAUUUGGUUCCUGCUGUGGUUUCUGUUUGAUUACAUUCACUUUUCUCCUCCAGAGUUAACCACUAUCUAAAUUGAAUCAUUCAUUUUUUAAAAAAUAGUUUUAUUUUGUUUUAGUUUUGACUCUCUGAAUUUUAUCUAAAUGGAAUCAUACUGUAUGCAUGAUUCUGGGACCUUUAUUUUAUUUAGAAACUUUCAUCCGGUAAGAUGAAUCAAGCCAUGGUUCAUUGAUUUUUAUUUUUAAAUAAUAAUCUGUUGUGUGAAUGUCACUACCUAUUUCCCAGUUAGUGGGCAUUUUGUCUAAUUUGUAUCUUUUAAAGAUGAACUUUUGUAAAAUUUGUGUUGAAGGUUAGUGAAUAUGGACUUUCAAUCAUUUGUGAUUCUUUUAAUAACAGGUAAAACUAGUUUUCAGAUCUUGACAUUAAAAGUAUAUGGGUUAUUUAUGAAAUGAGUCAUCAAUUUUCAGUCUGUGGUUUAAUUGUAACUUUUACUAUCUUUGAAAUUAUUUUACAAUAUCUAAUGUAGUGAAUUUGUAAGAUUUUUGAGAAACAUGAAAAUUUUAAUUACAUAUUUUGGAAAUCAUAAAAUAUUUCAAUCAAAAUAGAGUUAAGACAAUAAAUUGUACAAGGUUUCAGAGUUUAAUUGCAAUUCAUUUUCAGAAGUAAUCAUGGAUGACAUUUAUUGUUUCUCUGAAUCCAUUAAAUCAUUUGUAAACAUUUUAUAAUUCAGACUACUUAAUGUAAGUUUAAAAAAAGUAACUUUUCAUGUGAACAUGAAAAUAUUAUAUUGUUUUUGUCUCCAUCCAGGAAAUUGAAUAAAAUCUACCUAUGAAAUA
Molecule: messenger RNA, 7923 nt
Organism: Marmota monax (woodchuck)
Lineage: Eukaryota; Metazoa; Chordata; Mammalia; Rodentia; Sciuridae
Gene: Thnsl1
Product: threonine synthase like 1
Exons: 3
Coding region: 2389-4635 (748 amino acids)
Cellular component (GO): cytoplasm
Source: RefSeq, a predicted model, not a curated record